AUGAUGGAGAUUAACAGAUUCAUCAAACUAUUGAGUGUGCUGAUGUUUGUACUUUCACUGUGCAUGAAGCUCAAUUCAGUAUCUGCUGCUGAAGCUAGGUGCAUAGAGAGGGAAAGACAAGCUUUUCUGAAGUUUAAGCAUGACCUUGUUGAUGCAAAUGGCCUUUUGUCAUCCUGGGGAAGUGAAGAAGAUAAAAGGGAAUGUUGCAAAUGGAAGGGCAUCUUGUGUAGCAACGGAACUGGUCAUGUAAUUUCACUUGAUCUGGAUGCAUUUCCGUGGUCAGGUCAUCUUCUUUUGAAAGGUAAGCUUAGCCCCUCACUGCUUGAUUUGCAACAUUUGAAUUAUUUGGGCCUGAGUGGUAAUGAUUUUGGAGGAAGUGAAAUACCAAGAUUCAUUGGUUCCUCCAAGAACUUAAGGCACUUGAAGCUCAAUUACUCAAACUUCAGUGGUGAAGUUCCUUGCGAACUUGGGAACCUUACAAACCUGAAUACUCUUGACCUUGGUUAUAACAAUUUGAGAAUCAAGAAUUUUGAUUGUCUUUCUCAUCUUUCUUCGUUAUCAUAUCUUAACCUGAGUCGUAAUGAUUUUGGAGGAAGUGAAAUACCAAGAUUCAUUGGUUCCUUCAGGAACUUAAGGCACUUGAUGCUCACUGACUCAAACUUCAGUGGUGAAGUUCCUUGCGAACUUGGGAACCUUACAAACCUGAAUACUCUUGACCUUGGUUAUAACAAUUUGAGAAUCAAGAAUUUUGAUUGUCUUUCUCAUCUUUCUUCGUUAUCAUAUCUUGACCUGAGUCGUAAUGAUUUUGGAGGAAGUGAAAUACCAAGAGUCAUUGGUUCCUUCAGGAACUUAAGGCACUUGAUGCUCAGAGGCUCAAACUUCGGUGGUGAAGUUCCUUGUGAACUUGGGAACCUUACAAAUCUGAAUACUCUUGACCUUGGUUAUAAUAAUUUGAGAAUCAAGAAUUUUGAUUGUCUUUCUCAUCUUUCUUCGUUAUCACAUCGUGACUUGAGUAGUGUUAACCUUAUAAAUCAAACCAGCUGGUUGCACCACAUAACAAGGUUCCCUUUCCUCAAGAAAUUGUCCUUGAUUGGUUGUCAACUUCCCAACCCAGUGCUUUCCUUUGAUAUCUUUACGAAUUCUUCUUUAUCCAAACUAUCUAUCCUCGAGCUAAACUCCAAUUAUCUCACUCCUUAUCCACAUUGCGUUGGAUGUUUAACAUUAGUACAAGUCUUACAAGCAUUGACCUCUCCUUUAAUCAAUUAG
Messenger RNA from Fraxinus pennsylvanica, 1266 nucleotides. NCBI's taxonomy places the organism in Eukaryota, Viridiplantae, Streptophyta, Magnoliopsida, Lamiales, Oleaceae. The record is from the annotation of a GenBank genome assembly.